AUGAAUGCACAGAAGGCACGCGUUGCAUGUAUGUCAAAUAAGUUUAAAAACAUAAGAGAAAUAGGUGAAGAUACAUAUCAAGUGAUGCUUAAAGAUAGAUUUUAUAGAUGUGAUACAUGUUUACAAGAGGCAUUCUUCACUUUAGAUAAUGCUAAAUACUGGUAUUUGGUUUUCAUUUAUGAUUUUAUGUAUAAAUGCAUGGAUGUUAAUCGUUUUCAUUUCAUUGAAGGUGAUACUGAUUCAUCUUAUUGGGCAAUCGCUGGCGACCCAAAUCUUCCUAACACUCAAGCAUUUCAAGCAAUUGUUACCGAUAAACAAUUUUAUGAUAAAAACAUUUUCAAAUUCGCACCAUUUGAUUUCUUCUGUUUUGAUGAGAAAUUUAAACCUAAAUUAAAGAAUAAAGCUGAAGAAAAAGCACAUGAGAAAAAGUUAUUGGGUUUAGCAAUUGAGAAACAAGGUGAUAACAUGGUUGCUUUAUGUCCUAAGUGUUAUACAUCAUUCAACGGUUCAAUUGAUGGAAGUGAUUUUAAAAAGAUUGCACAAAAAAUGAAAGGUGUUAGUUUACGACAAAAUAAGCAAUUAACACCUAAAAAAUAUUUGGAUAUAAUAAAUGAUAAAGUGAUAUUUGAUGGUCAGAAUAUUAAUUUACAACUUAAAAACGGGUCAAUGACUCGCUUAACAAUCGGUAAGACUGCAUUAACAGGAGCACACACUAAGGCUGUAUGUUGUGAAAAUGGAUGUUGUAUGCCAUUUAUUUAA
Trichomonas vaginalis G3 is the source of this 759-nucleotide messenger RNA. RefSeq lists its product as uncharacterized. The transcript has a single exon. The coding region runs from base 1 to 759 and encodes 252 amino acids. The record is from RefSeq and is a predicted model, not a curated record. NCBI's taxonomy places the organism in Eukaryota, Parabasalia, Trichomonadida, Trichomonadidae.